Molecule: messenger RNA, 2733 nt
Organism: Anoplopoma fimbria (sablefish)
Lineage: Eukaryota; Metazoa; Chordata; Actinopteri; Perciformes; Anoplopomatidae
Product: GTPase IMAP family member 8-like
Exons: 3
Coding region: 1-2733 (910 amino acids)
Molecular function (GO): GTP binding
Source: RefSeq, a predicted model, not a curated record
AUGGCGAAAUCAGCGUCUGGAGCUGAACUCAGGAUUGCGCUUAUUGGAAAAAGUAAGAAUGAAAAGACAAACCUAACUGACUUAAUCAACGGAAAAACAGAUUGUUCUCGUCCGACAAUGUCCACCCAAGUUGCACAUAACACAAGCGAGUGGAGGAAAACAAUCCUUACAGUAGUGAAAACGGCAGACGUGUUCAGUGUGUCAGUGGACAAAGUGAGACACGAGAUGAUGAGGUGUGUUGCUCAAUGCCCCCCUGGACCAAAUGUCCUGCUGCUGUUAGUGACGCCCUCAGAUUUCACUGAGCAGGACGGACAAAAAAUCAAGUUCAUCAUGAACUUCUUUGGACAAGAUUCUUUUAAAUACGCAAUGGUCAUCACAACAGAACAUGAUAAGAUUUGGAAUUCCUCAGUUGAUCAACUCCUCCAAGACUGCGGACAAAGGCAGCAGAGAAUGAUCUUCGACGAAAAUGAUUUUCCUCACUGUGAUCGUCAAGAAUUGAUGGAGAAAAUUGAGAAAAUAGUGGAUGAAAACAGGGGACAAUAUUUGACCUUUGCUCGAGAGACUGAUACCAUUGUCACGCCUGUAUGUGCAAACCCCCCUCUAAACCUGGUGUUGUGUGGGAGACAUGGAGCCUGGAAGGCUUCACUGGCAAAAGCCAUUCUGGGACAAAGAAAGGCUGGUCGAUCUGUUGACUCCUCAGAGUGUGUUAAACAUCAGGGAGAGGUGUGUGGACGUUGGGUUUCUCUGGUGGAGCUGCCUGCCUUGUAUGGAAAACCUCAGGAGGCAGUAAAGAAGGAAUCAUUCAGGUCUAUCUCCCUCUUUGAUCAUGAGGGCGUCCAUGCCUUCAUCCUGGUCCUACCUGUGGGUGGCCAAAUUGCGGAAGACAAGAAAGAGUUGGAGGCCAUCCAGAACACUUUCGGCUCUAGAGUCAAUGAUUUCAUCAGGACUGUUUUUACUGUGUCGGCCAAUCCCAACGUUCUGAAGGUACAGAAGAUUCUACAGGAAAACAGAGACAUCCAAGAGCUCAUCCAGAGCUGUGGUGGACAAUAUCUUGUCUGCGACAUCAAGGACAAGCAGCAGGUCUCUGAAGUUUUACAUACAGUAGAAAAAGGGAGAGGAUGCGGAGGCUUCACCAAAGAUAUGUUUCCCCAGCCUCCAAAGAAUCCGGUUAGAAGACAUGUGUCCGUCUUGGAUAGUCAAACUCAUCAGAGUAAAGGAAAGGAGUGUCUCAGGAUGGUGCUGUUGGGGAAGACUGGCUGUGGAAAGAGUGCCACUGCAAACACAAUUUUGGGCAAACAACGCUUUCAUUCUAAAGUCUGUCAAAACUCAGUGACACAGCUUUGCCAAAAAGAAACAGGGGAGAUUGAUGGGCGCCCUGUCGCUGUGGUCGACACCCCCGGCUUGUUCGACACCACUCUGAGUAACGAUGAAGUUAAACAGGAGAUUUUGAAAUGCGUCAGCAUGUUGUCUCCAGGACCUCAUGUGUUCCUACUGGUGCUGCCGAUCGGCCGCUUCACACAAGAGGAGAAAGACACCGUGAAACUGAUCAAGAAUUUUUUUGGCAAGAAGUCAGUAGACUACAUCAUUGUUUUAUUCACCAAAGGAGAUGACCUUGACAACGAAACAAUUGAAAGUUACGUGGCAGAGAGUGACGAACCCCUAAAACAACUGACGAAUGAAUGUGGAGAAAGAUACCACGUCUUCAAUAACAACGAGAAAGAGGAUCGUUCACAAGUCAGCCAGCUUCUGACCAAGAUUGACUCAAUGGUAAAGAAAAAUGGCGGUGGCUACUACACCUCAGAUAUAUUCCAAAGCGCAGAGGCAGCCAUACAAAAGGAAAUGGAGAGAAUACUGAAUGAGAAGGAAGAAGAGAUGCAGAGGCGGCUGAGGGACCUUGAAAGAAAAUAUCAAGAAGAUAUGACAAAGGUAACUUCAAUCCUUGAUCAAGAAAGACAAGAGAGAGCCAAAGAAAAGGAGGAACACAUAAAAAACCUUGAGCGUAUGGAGAGGGAGAGAGAAAGAGUGAAGAGAGAAGAGGAAAGGAAAAAGAAACAGCAGGAGGAAGUCCAAAGACUCCAGUGGGAAGAGAAACUUAAAUCUCUGGAGAAAAAACUAAACCUAUCAGACAUAAAUGAUGCUUCUGACAGUAUGAUUUUACUACAGGCUAGAGAAGACAUGAGGAAAGAACAAGAGGCUUGGGAGCAGAGGAGGAAGGAAUGGUGGGAUAAACGAUAUCAAGAAGAAGAACAGAGACGAGAAGAGAAGAGAAAAGAAGAAGAGAAAAUCAGAAGAGAAUAUGAAGAAAGAGAACGUAAAGAGUUACAGGAGCUCUAUGUGAAGAAAACAGAUGAAAUGAUGAGGAAAAAUGAAGAGGAGGCCAGAAAGCAAGCUGAAGAGUUCAAUGAAUUCAGUAACAUUUACACCACUGAAGUUUUAGUUGACAUGGAAAUGCAUGCAAAGUAUAUGGAGGAUCUGAGGCAGAGGCAGCAAUACCAGAAUGACUUGAUAAUAAGACGGAUGAGCAAAAGCAAACAAUACCAGACAGACAUUGAGAAACUGAAGAAAAAACAAGAAGAACAAAUGAAAGAGCUGAAGAGGCAACUGUUUUUAAACGAAAAAGAACAUCUGAGCAAAGAAAUGAACGAUCUAAAGAAAGAACACGAGGCUGAAAUAAAAACCUUGACAGAUAAACACAUGAAGAAAGCAAUACAAGACAAGUGUUCCAUUUUGUGA